Paraglomus occultum is the source of this 669-nucleotide messenger RNA. NCBI's taxonomy places the organism in Eukaryota, Fungi, Glomeromycota, Glomeromycetes, Paraglomerales, Paraglomeraceae. The record is from the annotation of a GenBank genome assembly.
AUGUCCAACAACAACAUCAACAACAGUCACAACAGGAACAUCAACAACAGUAACAACAGGAACAUCAACAACAGUAACAACAGGAACAUCAACAACAGUAACAACAGUAACAUCAACAACAGUAACAACAGGAACAUCAACAACAGGAACAUCAACAACAGUAACAUCAACAACAGUAAUAACAACGACAACAACAUAUCAAUCACAACCCGGCAAUCAGAAGACAUAAUAGAUUUAGAAGAUUACUAUCGACGCAGAUCUAUCCGCUCCGAAAACAAAGAUGCCUUUGACAUUGACAACAUGGCUUGCUCAAAAUGUGGUUACAAAAGAACCAGUCUAUGGUGUAAUGACUGCGAAAGACGCUCCUUCAAAUUAUCCUUUUCUACCUGGACAAGCGGAAGCGAGCUCGUAGAUAAAUUUAUACAGGACAUUCAAAUAAAUGCACAAUCUUGCACACAGUAUAUCGAAUGGAUACCAUUCGAUCGGUUGACUAUAAUUAACUAUGUAGCAAGCGGUGGUUCGGCCCGGACGUUUCUAGCUAAUUGGAAAGAUGGGCCAAUGUGGAAAUUUGACAAGAAAACUGGAAAGAGAGUUAGAAGUGGGUCUAGAAACGUGAUUGUAAAACAGAUAAAGAAUGGUGUUGAACUUACAAGUGAAUAUUUGAACGAG